UCCACAGGGUUUCCAAAAUGCCAGCAUUCCUUCGCUCUGCUGUUCAGAUUUUGUUUUCUGAAGAUUCAACAAAGCUCUUUGUGGCUUCAAAUCAAGGGUCUCUGCAUAUCAUUCGGCUGUUGGAAGGAAGCUUCAAGCACCUGCAUACUUUUCAGGCUCAGUCAGGGACAGUGGAGUCCAUGUGUCUUUUAAAGGUCAGUCCAGAUGGGAAUUGGUUAGCUGCAUCGGGCACCAGUGCUGGAGUCCAUGUGUACAAUGUGAAACGUCUAAAGCUUCACUGCACGGUUCCUGCUUACAAUUUCCCUGUGACUGCCCUGGCCAUAGCCCCCAAAACCAACAACCUGGUCAUCGCUCAUUCUGACCAGCAGAUAUUUGAAUAUAGCAUUCCAGACAAACAGUAUACAGAGUGGAGCCGGACCACCCAGAAGCAGGGGUUUCAUUACCUUUGGCUCCAAAGGGAUACUCCCAUCACACACAUCAGUUUUCAGUCCAAGAGACCAAUGCACAUUCUUCUCCACGAUGCCUACAUGUUCUGCAUCAUCGACAAGUCGUUGCCUCUUCCAAAUGACAAAACCUUACUGUACAAUCCACUUCCUCCCACAAAUGAAUCAGAUGUCAUCAGGAGGCGCACAGCCCAUGCCUUUAAAAUUUCUAAGAUAUAUAAGCCUCUACUCUUCAUGGAUCUUUUGGAUGAAAGACACUGGUGGCAGUAGAAAGGCCCCUGGAUGACAUCAUCGCUCAACUCCCACCACCCAUCAAAAAGAAGAAAUUUGGGACCUAAAACAGGGCACUGUCUGUGUCCUUCCUUGA
Molecule: messenger RNA, 810 nt
Organism: Myotis brandtii (Brandt's bat)
Lineage: Eukaryota; Metazoa; Chordata; Mammalia; Chiroptera; Vespertilionidae
Product: cirhin-like
Exons: 2
Coding region: 18-713 (231 amino acids)
Biological process (GO): maturation of SSU-rRNA from tricistronic rRNA transcript (SSU-rRNA, 5.8S rRNA, LSU-rRNA)
Cellular component (GO): small-subunit processome; t-UTP complex; 90S preribosome
Molecular function (GO): RNA binding; protein binding
Source: RefSeq, a predicted model, not a curated record